Molecule: messenger RNA, 2546 nt
Organism: Oryza sativa Japonica Group (Japanese rice)
Lineage: Eukaryota; Viridiplantae; Streptophyta; Magnoliopsida; Poales; Poaceae
Source: RefSeq, a predicted model, not a curated record
CAAGGCAAAACUACUGGCGCACUCAGGCUCCGAAUAAGUAAGUAACACUGUCGCUAGCUAGGAAAUUUCAGUUCAUGUGCGGGAGCAUUUUAUUACUCGGUCUCUAAUGUCAGUAUCGGAUGAUUGUUCAGUUAUCUAUCAGAGCAUGAUGACCUCAAGCGUUGUGUCUCAUUAAGCAAUUUGGAAGGAUAUACUAGUAUAAGUUGACUUCUGAAUGAAGCAAGAUGACAUCUUUUCUCGGUUUCAAUAUGCCCGAACAGGGGGUAGUAGAAAAGACUUGUGAGUUGUGACAGCUGUACUACAGUUGACUGCACAAUUUACUAAUGAGGAUCACAUGAAUCUUACCCAUACAGACAACCUUGAGCAGACUGAGCGUUUUAGCCACCCAAUAUCCUAGAGAGGGAGCCAUGGCGCAAGUCGGUGGCAUGCUUACCGCGGCCGUCCUCAAGAUUGUGGCCGAGCAGAUUGGUUCCAUCAUCGGUGGUGAGAUCAAGCGGCUGUGCAACCUCAACGAUGACCUAGAAGACAUGAGGAUGACGCUGGAAUCUGUCUUGGCGUUGCUCAAGGACGCCGAGAGGCAGUCAGUUAAGAGCGUGGCGGUGUUGCUGUGGCUGAAGCGGCUCAAGUUCGCUGCAUAUGACAUCUCCGACAUGAUUGAUGAGUUCGAAGCAGAUGCCAUGACCAAAGCAGUUGCACCAAAGUGUGCAACUAUCAGCUGUUGUUUUACAGCGUGGUCCAACAUUAAAAUGGCCAAAAAUAUGAAGAAGAUGAGGGUGCAACUUGAGAAAAUCGCGAAACAAAACAAGGAUUUCAAUUUAAUGCCAGAGAGCAGCUCCACUGUACAAGUACUCUAUGAUGAUCGGGCCACAUCUCCAAACGUGGAAGAAUCAGUCAUCGUUGGAAGGGCUCAAGACAAGCAGAGGAUAUUAUUUUACUUAUCUGAUAAGAUCUUGACCCAAGAUUUCAUUAUCCUUGCAAUAUAUGGCAUGGGAGGUAUUGGCAAGACAACCUUAGUGCAGUUAGUUUUCAGUGAUACGAAAUUUAGAGAGUAUUCUCUUGUGUGGGUCUAUGUGUCCCAGGUGUUUGAUUUAAAUAAAAUUGAGAGCUCUAUAAUUUCACAACUACCCAAAAUGGAUCUUAGCAUGAGUGAUUCAGAGGUGGCACCUACCAAUAGGAAUAUUCUAAUAGUUUUGGAUGAUCUUUGGGAGAAUAAUGGUUUCAAAUUAGAUAAAUUGAAGCUUAAGCUAAAGGUCAGGACGGGAGCCAAGGUGAUCGUCAUAGUUACCACACGUGAUGAAGACAUUGCUAGGAGAUUUUCUAAUGUUGAACCCUACAAGCUAGAGCCCUUGACAGAUGGCAUAUGUUGGAACAUAAUAAAACAAAAAAGUGCUUUUGAAGAUAGAGGUGACAAAGAACGGUUGGAACAGACAGGAAGGGAGAUUGCAAGGAAAUGUGGCAGUGUGGCAUUAGCUGCUCAAUCCCUUGGGUAUUUAUUACAUUCCAAAAGGCUUGACGAAUGGGAAUCAGUGAAAGACAAUGAUAUUUGGAAUGAAUCUACCUUAGAAGAUGCAUCUUCACCACAUCAUGUGCUUGCAUCCUUGAAGUUAAGUUAUGUCAAAAUGCAACCAAGCUUGAAGUUAUGUUUUGGAUAUUGUGCAAUAUUUCCUAAAGGUCAAAAGAUAGUUAAGGAUGAUUUAAUUCACCAAUGGAUUUCUCUCAACUUUAUCAAACCAUCAAAGGUAUAUUCCUGCAGACAACUUGGUGAGAUGUAUGUUACUCAACUGUUGGGGAUGUCCUUUCUUCAGCGUCCGAAGUCACUAUAUACUGCUGGAGAUUAUCACGACAAUUUUAUAUUGUUAACCAUGCAUGAUCUGGUCCACGACUUGGCAAGAUCAGUCAUGUUUGAUGAAAUACAGAAUGAUGGUUUGCAAGGAGACACUAGUGGAAGAAAUUGCCGCUAUGCUUUGCGUACUGAAUUUAGCAAGCCAUUGGAAACAUUAAGGGCACUGCGUUUUAUGGGAUGCAGCAUAGAUAAUAGACUUCACAAUGAUUCAUUUUCAUCUGCUAAGUACCUGCGUCUGUUGGAUUUAAGUGAGUGCUCUAUACAGAGAUUGCCAGAUUCUAUUGGUCAAUUGAAGCAGUUGAGGUAUCUUAAUGCCACAGGAGUUCAACAUGAAACGAUUCCUGAUGGUAUCACCAAGCUCUUGAAACUAAUGUAUCUUAGUCUUCGGGGAUCUUCUGGAAUCCAGGCAUUGCCAGAAUUUAUGGGAGAAAUGGAGGACUUGAUGUAUCUUGAUUUAUCAGAUUGUUCAAGAAUAAUAAGAUUGCCAGUGUCAUUUGGCAAGCUAACAAAAUUGGUUCAUCUGGAUUUGUCACAUUGCACUAGGGUUAGAGGUGUAUCGGAAUCCUUGGAGAGUCUCACCAAUGUUGAAUAUUUAAAUUUAUCAAACUGCAAAAAUAUUGGAGAGCUGCCAGGAGCUUUGGGUAACUUAGGAAAUUGGAAUAUUUGAACUUAUCAAGCUGCUCAUACAUUCUUGGGGGGUCGG